Messenger RNA from Cyprinus carpio (common carp), 4101 nucleotides. It is a transcript of the gene wscd2, whose product is annotated as WSC domain sialate O sulfotransferase 2. NCBI's taxonomy places the organism in Eukaryota, Metazoa, Chordata, Actinopteri, Cypriniformes, Cyprinidae. The record is from RefSeq and is a predicted model, not a curated record.
CCCUCCAGGAACUGAAUUUGACACCCCUGAUCUAGAUGUACUGAAAUGCAGCACUGCGCCAUCAUUUUGUCUAAAAAUAUUAUUAAAUAAAUUAAUGUGAUGGAUUUUUUAUAUCAGACCAAAAACAGAUUAACUUCCUGGCUCCUCAUCCUAGGCCACUGAAUUGUGGCAAAAAAAGUAUUUUUAAUUUCGUGCCACAGUGUUCUUACAAAAGAGAGCAGAAUGUACUGUUCGAGCAGUCGCGUUUAUUCAUAUCAUCUCGGUUUAUUUAUUUAAUAAUUUGUGUCGUGCUGUGUCUGUGCAGAACUCUAGGCAGUGCUGUUGGGCUGUGCGGAGCGCGAUCUGACGCGCGGCUGCUGCUGUUGCUGUGAACCGCAGGGAUGUGAGACACGCGCCGGAUACGCGAGGAGAGAAGAGACAGACAGCUCUCUUGACAACGUUAUAAAAAAACAGGACGCCUCCUCUCUGACCUGAUUCACGAGUAGCAGGUACUAUGCGGCCGCGCUGUGCUUGCGCGCUUGCGGCUCUGAGCGCGCGACGAUGUAAAAGGCAGCGCGUGCGGAUUCUGCGGCAGCUGUGAUCGGGAAUAACUGGGAUAGGGACACUCAGCGAGGCAUGGAAAAGCACGUAGAUCACUGAGCAAACAAUCAUCCAGACAAUCAUUCGCAGACGUGUUCAUUGUGUGCGCCCCCAGGCGCUCCGCUCUUCGAUCGAUUACCACAGAAGAGACACACAGAGCAUUUGAAUGCGAACGGGUGCGUGCGGUGCAAGUGAUUCCGUAGUUUCUGCCCUGCUCCGUUCAACGCUGCUGAGAAGACCUUACAGCCAGUCAGUGGUGGAGCCUGAGCCACACAUAGCUGUCCCAGACGAGUGCUGCGCAUCUGUUGUAGUGAACUCCAUAAAAUCCAUUCAGCAGGAACUGAGGUAUAUCAGCUCUGAAUGAAGUCUGUGUGCUGCUGGUUUAGAAUGUUGUCACGAUAACAUCAGCCUGACUCCAAUCUGACCGCGGCAGGUGGGAGCCCAGGGGUCAGUCUGUGAGUGUGGGCUGAAUCAGGAGUGAAUCAGCGCUGCUUUUGAUUGACGGACAGCUCGGUAGGAAACAAGGCCUCGGGAGAGCGACAGUCUGAUAACAGGAGUGAAAGCGUUGCAACGGCAAUAUCAUCUUUCAGUCUUUACUGCCACUCGUCUUUCACAACAUGGCCUCUGCGGAAGCACCGUUCUCCUCUGUUGCUGCCUCUCUGGGGACGUAGAAAGACACGGGACACACGGACACAUUCUUGCAUGCUGCAGCAGAGUAAAGCUGGGGAAGUGUCUUCAGACUUUAAGGUCCUUAAUAGAUAAACUGUGUUAAACGUCAGUACCGUCACAACUACUGUUUCCUGGUCAUAGUACCAUGAGCAUUUAGGAAGGUGCUUUCUCUGACUUUAUAUGUUCCUGUGUAACAUCGAAGGCCAAUGUGUGUGGCUCGAGAGCCCAUCAUGGCCAGACCGCUGCUUAAGAUCCACCGCUAUUUCCACCGUAAACCGAUACGCUUUUUCUCUUUCAUCCUCCUCUACCUCACCGCUGGAAGUCUUGUUUUCCUCCACUCUGGCUUCUCCAGCGAUACUUCCACUACUGGAGCUUCUGGAAGCGGCCGUGACCCACUUAUAUCUGAAGGUGGGGGCGGCACAGGUGCUGGGAGCUCUACCUCUGAUGCUCUUGGGCUCCUAGGAAGAGUGUUUAAGGAAACACGAAGAACCCCCCGGAGAUUUGGACCACCGUGGAUGAAAGAAAAUGGGGCACAGGAUGCACCGGAGUGGGCUGGAAGAGGAGUCGAUCAUACCAGCAGCUGGAGCCACGGAGCCAAAGGAAGAACCACCAAAGAGAUGGACGAUGGGAGAGCAAAGUACAUCGGCUGUUAUGUUGAUGACACACAGAAGCGGGCUCUUAGAGGGGUUUCCUUUUUGGACUACAAAAAAAUGACUGUCUUCCGCUGCCAGGACAACUGCGCUGAAAGGGGUUAUCUCUAUGCGGGUCUGGAGUUUGGAGCUGAGUGCUACUGUGGCCAUAAAAUCCAGGCACCCAACGUGUCCGAGAGUGAAUGUAAUAUGGAGUGUAAAGGGGAGAAGAGUAACAUCUGUGGAGGACCUAAUCGACUGUCCAUAUACAGACUGGAGUUGAGCCAGGAGUCGGCCCGCAGAUAUGGGAGUGCCAUCUUCAAGGGCUGUUUCAAGAGGCCAGACAACGUGACACUGGCGCUUCCUGCUAGUGCCGUCAUUAAAAACAUGUCAGUGGACAAGUGUGUUGAUAUGUGCACAGAGAAAGAAUUCUCUUUGGCAGCCUUGGCUGGUGAAAAAUGUCACUGUGGAUUUCCUACUUCACUCUUCACCCUGCAUGAGCAUGAGGAUGAGGAACUGUGUCUUCAGCGCUGUGCAGGAGAAGACUUUGAGAGCUGUGGAAACAAUGACUUCUUUGUAGUGUACCAGACCCAAGUGCAAGAUAAUCGUUGUAUGGACCGGCGCUUUUUACCCACUCGUUCCAAACAUCUAGUGGCACUAGCUAGUUUCCCAGGCGCAGGGAAUACGUGGGCCCGUCACCUUAUUGAGCUGGCCACGGGAUACUACACCGGGAGCUACUACUUUGAUGGCUCACUGUACAAUAAAGGUUUCAAAGGGGAGAGAGAUCACUGGCGCAGUGGUAGAACCAUAUGUAUCAAGACCCAUGAGAGCGGCAAGAAGGAGAUUGAGGACUUUGAUGCCAGUAUUCUUAUGAUCCGGAACCCUUAUAAAGCCCUCAUGGCAGAAUUUAACCGCAAGUAUGGUGGGCAUAUUGGAUUUGCCUCUCAAGCUCAUUGGAGGGGGAAAGAGUGGCCAGAGUUUGUGAAGAACUACGCUCCAUGGUGGGCAUCCCACACACUAGACUGGCUGAAAUAUGGGAAGAAAGUUCAAGUGGUACACUUUGAGGAUUUAAAACGGGAGCUUUUCUCUGAGUUAAAAGGCAUGGUCAUCUUUCUGGACCUAGAAGUCUCAGAGGACCGCCUGCUGUGUGUGGAAGGACAGAAGGAUGGGAACUUCAAACGCUCUGGGCUGAGGAAGCUGGAAUAUGACCCUUAUACGCCAGAGAUGCGUGCCACUAUUGACAGGCUUAUUAAGACCGUGGACACGGCACUCAGAAAGAGAAACCUGUCUGGUGUACCCGAGGAGUACAGACCCAGAUGAUACUCAUCUCUUCAUUUAUGCUUUUUUUCACAACACACUUUUUUCCCAGCUAUACCCAUUUUUCCCCUAGAAUAUAAAAUUGUUUAUCAUCAUUCUUCUUGAUUGCUUUCAGUUUUAAGAAUGGUACAGUAUGUAUUGCACAAAUGAACUGCUGAAGAACUGUUUGCCCUUUCAUUAAAAGUCUACGACUAAGACAUGGGCUUGUGCAACAAUUUGAGUUUAAUCACUAUGGAUCCAUCUUCCUUAGGCCAAUACAAGUGUGUGCUCACUUCAAAUUUGAGUCAUUACGGGAAAUGACUGUUCACACUUCUUAUAAAAGAAGUGUCUGUUGCCAUAAAGACAUCCGGGACAGCUAUUUAGAUAAACCCAUGAUAUGUAUCUUUCAUAAAAUUGGCUUUUCCUUCAACUACUGGUCUACACUAUGAUCCCUUAAGCACUUCAGUCUCAUUGGGAAUAUCUGGACAGCGAUUUCAUUUUUAACAUCUGAACCCCAGCUUCCUGUUACCACAAAUAUCUGGAAAUUGCUCUCAGAUGUUAUGAUGCUUCUUAAAACUGAUAUGGACAACAAAAAUCCUCAAGUCCUGCAGGCAAAUUGCAGCCCUUAUUGAGAUGAAAGCAACCGAGUUCUUUUGUUUUGUGUUUAGAGCACUUCUACAUAGAGAUUGUUCCACUGAGUUAAUUGAUUUACCUUUUUUUUUCCUUCUAACUGAGGUUUUAAGAUGUAUUUGCAGUGGGUGAUCAAAAAAAAUGGGGGCUUCUUUUAAAUUGCUUAAAAUGACAUUGACUGACCCUUUACCCCUUUUAUUAUUUUAAUCUCUUAAAGGGAUACUGUAGUUUUCCCCAAAAUGAAAAUUCAUUCAGUUAUGUUUUUGACAGACAUAGUCACAAUAAAUACUUGAGAAGA